Botrytis porri is the source of this 4279-nucleotide messenger RNA. RefSeq lists its product as uncharacterized. Bases 651 to 3875 code for a protein of 1074 amino acids. The transcript has 5 exons. Gene Ontology annotation, molecular function: protein binding; guanyl-nucleotide exchange factor activity. Gene Ontology annotation, cellular component: nucleus; mating projection tip; division septum. The record is from RefSeq and is a predicted model, not a curated record. Gene Ontology annotation, biological process: septin ring organization; establishment of cell polarity; intracellular signal transduction. Lineage: Eukaryota; Fungi; Ascomycota; Leotiomycetes; Helotiales; Sclerotiniaceae.
CUCUCUUACACACCCAUACAACCCAAUCCGAAUCCACUUCCACCCGACUUUCAUACAUACAUACAUGCGUCCUUCCUUAGACUCAGACUCCUUCCAAACCUUUACUCCCACCUAGCAACCCUCCCCCCCCAUCAUCGAAAAGAAGAUAUAUGAAAAAGGAGGAAAACAAUACAUGAUACAUGGUACCUGCCUGAUACAUGAUUCACGAACCCACGACUCACGAUAACACCAUUCACAAUUUCACAUACACAAAUCAAGCAGGACCUGGUGGACGGUACAAAUCAGUUACUAAGCACUCUUGUACACAGUGUUGACAUUGACCCGCAAUCAAAUGUAUUCAAAUCAACAAACUUGAAAUCCAUCAAUCCAUCCAUCCAUCCACAAUCCCAAAUUUAUCCACUUCCCCACCGAAACAACCCUCCAACGAAAACGUAUUGCGAAAGAAGACCUCCAGGACCACACACCGUAGCACUCGACUCGAGCAGACCACACCUCCCCCCAUCCACCUGCCACCUGCAGUUCAACCCCGUUACAAUCUACAUUGUCCAAUAUACAUUUUAUUCUUCCCCUUAAAGCGGAAAAGCGGGAUACUUCUAAAACAACUUAUCACAAUUUAAUUCUUCGUCAAUCAUUUGAAUCAUUCAACUUUCAUGUCAUCUGGCGGUGUUGCCAUUCGUGUGGCUCAGUCUCAAUCUCAUGGACCUCUUUUGAGAACGAAUACAGCGCCUGUAUUCAACAAUAGAAGCGCCGAGGGCAACGGAAUCAGUUUGAGUCAAACAAUGAGCCAUAAUUCACGAUCGUCGCAGCUCACGGGCUCGACUGCCUUCACGACUUCCUCUACGACUUCAUUAAAUUCUUUAUCUACUUCUGCGACACUCGUUCCAGCCCCGCUGGUGAUGCCAGUGCAAGGCGGAAAUGUAAUCGCGACAAACAAUAUCAUCAACCAAAGAGCCGACGCCUCGAGAUCAUUAUAUCAAAUAUGCGUCAAUUUACGACAGCGACUAGCACAAGUUCCUGGAUUCAACGGUCAUUUCGUUGAUUCAGACGAUGAAGAUGAAGCCGAGGAGGACAUGGACCCUGUGUCCUCACUUUGGCGAUGUCUGCGAAAGGGAACUCCAUUGGUAACGCUCUACAAUACCCUACAACCAGCAGAGCCUCUGCCAUUACCUGACAACAAGAUGGCCGAACCAAAGAAGUCUAAGAUGGCAGCAUUCAAGUUUGUUGAGGCAUGUAUGAAGGAUUUGCAAAUACCCCCGGGUGAUGUUUUUGCUCUCUCAGAUCUUUUUGGUGAUGACACGACUGGUUUCGUGAAGGUCACCCAAGUUAUCAAUAUCGUUCUUGAUGUGGCGGGACAGCGUGGCCUGCUUCUCACAUCUCAAGCCGAGGAUACUAACGAGUCUGCCACUGCCCCUGGCUCUAAGAUGAGCUAUAGGCAGCAUGUAGUCCGGGAAUUAGUCGACACGGAACGCAAAUACGUCCAAGAUUUAGAAAACCUGCACGAACUAAAGAAGACAAUUGAACAAAAGGGCGUUAUUGCAGGCGAUGUCGUACACGAUAUAUUUCUUAACAUCAAUGCGAUUCUCGACUUUCAACGCCGAUUCCUUAUCAAAAUUGAGACUACAAAUUCUCAACCAGUAGACAAACAAGAAUGGGGACUACCCUUCAGAAAUUAUGAGGAAGCAUUUGGCAUAUACCAACCAUUUAUUGCAAAUCAGCGAAAAGCUGCAACAAUAGCGAAGGAUAACUUUGACAAAAUUACCAUGGCAGACCAUCCUGUCGUCGUGGAUUUCAAUACUUUGGAUGGAUUCCUCCUGAAACCCAUGCAACGUUUAGUGAAAUAUCCUCUUUUAUUAAAGGACCUCCGGGAUAAAACAAAUGCUAGCGAUGAGGCGAAAGAAGAUCUUACUCUUGGUAUUGAAGCCUCUAAUCGUGUGCUUCACCAAGCAAAUGCGGCAGUUGACAGGGAACUCAGAGGUGAAGCUCUAUUGGAUCUCUGUGGCCGUGUCGACGACUGGAAGAAUCAUAGAGUCGAUCAUUUUGGUGACCUGAUUUUGCAUGGCCAUUUCCCUGUAGUUACUGGCAAGAGUGAGGUCCAGAAAGAGUAUACUAUAUAUCUAUUUGAACGUAUUCUUCUAUGUUGCAAGGAAGUCAAUCCAAACAAGUCUAAAGACAAACUCAUGGGAAAUCAAAAAGAUAAGAAGGAUCGAAAGGACAAGAACAAGAUUAAAGAAAAGGAUAAGAACGCUAAAUUGCAGCUAAAGGGUCGAAUUUUCAUGACUAACGUGACAGAUGUAGUAUCAUCUGCUAAGCCAGGUUCUUACACAGUCCAGAUAUACUGGAAGGGAGAUCCAGGAGUUGAGAAUUUCAUCAUUAGAUUUUCCAACGAAGAGACCAUGAAAAAGUGGUAUGAAGGUGUCGAUAAACAAAAGAAAGAGCAUGCCAACAUUGGAGCGCAGACAAGCACUAGUCCCGAUACAGCACUAAGGAAUUUUGAAUGGGCGCGUGAUCAAAUUGCAUCAAUGCCUAAUCCUUACGCUCAACAAGAGGAUGAGGAUGAAGAGGAAGACUACAGUGGUACCACUGCAUAUGGAUCCCCACCAAACUCUGGAAUGCCCCCUAAUUUUGGAAUGCCUCCAAACGCUAGCAUGGCUCGAAAUUCGUCUAGUACUAGCCUGCGCUCAAGAUCUGCAACCGGAGAUAGUAACCCAUCUCUAGCUGGUAUUGCGCGAGCACUACCGCCACGAUUCCCAGUUGGCAUGAAUAUAGCUCCACCUCUCAGUUUACAGACACAAAUGUCUGGCUCACUCCCAUCCCCGGGUCAAAGAUUGGGAGACUCGUACUUCUCGCCUAUUGGAGAGUCACCUGCACCCUCUGCACGAACUAGUACAUCUUCGACGAUGUUUCAAUUUCCUCAGACUUCUCAAUUUCCCCGCCAGCCAACACCCCAGGGUCAGGGCCCUUGGGAGGAUAGCAAUCGUUACACCGCACCUGCAAUUGUUCGCGUACCAUCAAGAGAAAACCAUGGUUCAGUGAGCGGUCCCUCUUAUCAGAUGAAUGGCCGAACGCCACAGAGACCAUCACUUCCUGCCAUGGCUACAUCAUCACAGGCUGCGGCUGCCGCUGCACAGCAGCGAAGUCGCUCAUAUAGCACUCCUGACAUUAAUGCUCAGCAAGGUGUUCGCCGUCUACCGAAUGGAGCUCUGAGCACCCCGCAAGGACAAGUUCCAGCCGUUCCUGGCAUCCCUGCACAUCUACAUCCAGCUUAUGAUGCUGGUGUUCCCAGAUCCCAUAACAACUCACCAAAUGGAUUGCCAGUAAGGACCAACACCCAAUCGCCUGGUGUUCAGAGAGAACGUCAACUGCACCAGCAGCACCCGUCGCAGUACGCUAAUGGAUUACAGUAUUCCAAUGGUUCACAAAGCCUGGGCGUGUCACAGCCUAAUUACACUCGCAGCAACACUACUCAAAUACCAACAACUGCGCUCGAUAGUCGGCUGCCUCCAUCAUUGAUGAGUGGCAAUAGUGGAAUGUCACUCUCGCCAGAAGGUGACAUGCUGUUACCUACACAGCUCAAAGUCAAGGUCAAUUGUGACGGUAACUAUGUUACAUUAGUAGUGGCUUUCAACAUCACAUAUCAAUCUCUUACUGAUCGCAUUGAUGCUAAGGUUGGAAGAUUCUCAACCAACGCAAUUGCUCGAGGAACAAUGAGAUUACGAUAUCGUGAUGAAGAUGGUGACUUUGUUACUAUCGAAUCUGAUGAUGAUAUUCAAAUUGCAUUUCAGGAAUGGAGCGAGGCUCAAAAGUCACAAUACCAUAACACAGGGCAACUUGGAGAAAUUGAGUUAUUUUGUUUAAGCAUUGACGGCGAGCGUUAAGAAGGGUUUUGAUAGUGGUAUGAUGACUCUCGCGGGAUGGUAGCACUGAUGGAUAUGAAUUUUCAUGGUUUAUCUUGAUAUAUCAACAUUAACAUUCAUGGAUGGGAGGGUUAUGAUUACAACGUUGCGAUGAUGAUAAAGGAAGGUUCGGCGCGGGUAUAUGAAGUCGGUUUAUUACUUCUUGCACAAAGGUGUUAUUUGGCGCUGGCGUACUUUGUGAAUGGCGCCUAUGCAUUAGUGGAGGACGAUGGGAGAGGGCGCAUUUAUUGCCUUUACAGAGCAUAUAGCGAAAGAUUAGUUUAUGAAACAAGAGCCUCACAGCUAAGGGGGGAGAUAUACCAUGGUGCGGUGGGAAUGAAUUAGUAGGAUGACAUAGAAAUACCACAUCUUUGAUACCAUCUUAC